Gopherus evgoodei (Goodes thornscrub tortoise) is the source of this 3854-nucleotide messenger RNA. It is a transcript of the gene MIOS, whose product is annotated as meiosis regulator for oocyte development. The record is from RefSeq and is a predicted model, not a curated record. Gene Ontology annotation, molecular function: protein binding. Gene Ontology annotation, biological process: positive regulation of TORC1 signaling; cellular response to amino acid starvation. The coding region runs from base 326 to 2959 and encodes 877 amino acids. Gene Ontology annotation, cellular component: cytoplasm. Lineage: Eukaryota; Metazoa; Chordata; Testudines; Testudinidae. The transcript has 11 exons.
UUCCAGAAAUGCGCACGUUGCUCUGGGGGAAGGCAGAUUUCCUCGAAAUGAUACACACAACGAGUGUCCCCGAGGAGGGAAAGCUACAAAAAAAUCCUCCCUCUAACGUGUGAAGAUUCUUUGUAGCAGAGUAAUAGUAGGUGGGAAUUAAUGUUUGAGUUAAAAUCCAGUUCUGUGUUAAAAACCUCACCGAAACUCUGUAUUGCAACACAAUCAGCAGAAGGGAAAGAAACGAGCUGCUUAAGAGUUUUUUUCCAUGUGGAUGGACAUCACCUGAGUCUUCCUACAGAAUUUUAGAUCACUUGCAUUGAUCUAUAAUUGCAACAUGAGUGGCUCCAAACCUGAUAUUCUCUGGGCUCCACACCAUGUUGAUAGAUUCGUUGUAUGUGACUCAGAAUUGAGCCUCUAUCACAUUGAGUCUGCUGUCAGUUCAGAACUCAAAGCAGGAUCCUUGCGAUUAUCAGAAGAAACUACAGCUAUGUUAUUGUCAAUAAAUUCAGACACGCCAUACAUGAAAUGUGUGGCUUGGUAUCCAAAAUAUGAUCCUGAAUGUCUGCUAGCCGUCGGACAAGCAAACGGUCGAGUUGUCCUUACCAGUCUGGGCCAGGAUCACAACUCAAAGUCCAAAGAGCUGAUAGGAAAAGAAUUUGUUCCAAAACAUGCACGGCAAUGUAAUACCUUAGCGUGGAAUCCAUUGGACAGCAAUUGGCUUGCUGCUGGCCUGGAUAAACAUCGGGCUGACUUUUCAGUAUUGAUCUGGGAUAUAAGUAGCAAAUACACUCCAGAGAGUGCAGUUGCCACAGAGAAAGUGAGACUUUCAGCUGGAGAUACUGAAGCUGGGCUGGUAGUGACGAAGCCGCUUUAUGAAUUAGGACAGAAUGAUGCUUGUCUUUCUCUUUGCUGGCUUCCACGGGACCAGAAACUUCUUUUAGCUGGAAUGCACCGAAACUUGGCUAUCUUUGACCUUAGAAAUACAAGCCAAAAAAUGUUUGUAAAUACCAAGGCAGUUCAGGGAGUGACUGUAGACCCAUACUUCCAUGAUCGUGUGGCUUCCUUCUAUGAAGGUCAGGUUGCCAUAUGGGAUCUCAGAAAAUUUGAAAAGCCUGUUUUAACCCUAACAGAGCAACCAAAGCCCCUAACAAAAGUAGCUUGGUGUCCAACAAGAACUGGACUGCUAGCUACUUUAACUAGGGAUAGUAAUAUUAUUAGAUUGUAUGAUAUGCAGCAUACUCCCACACCUAUUGGAGAUGAAACUGAACCUACAAUAAUUGAACGAAGUGUGCAACCCUGUGACAAUUAUAUUGCUUCCUUUGCAUGGCAUCCCACAAGUCAAAAUCGAAUGGUAGUUGUGACUCCCAACAGAACUAUGUCUGACUUCACAGUUUUUGAAAGGAUUUCUCUGGCAUGGAGUCCAGUUACAUCUCUUAUGUGGGCUUGUGGCCGACACUUGUACGAAUGCACAGAGGAAGGAAAGGCUAGUUCCUUAGAAAAAGACAUAGCCACCAAAAUGCGUCUCAGGGCUUUAUCCAGGUAUGGCCUUGAUACUGAACAGGUCUGGAGAAACCAUCUUCUAGCUGGAAAUGAAGAUUCUCAGCUGAAGUCGCUUUGGUACACUCUGCACUUUAUGAAACAAUAUACUGAAGAUAUGGAUCAGAAGCUUACAGGAAACAAAGGGUCCUUAGUUUAUGCAGGCAUUAAAUCAAUUGUGAAGUCAUCUUUGGGGACAACAGAGAGUCUGAGGCAUAGAAGGAGUGGGUCGGAUAGGCAGGCAGAUAUUAUUCAGUAUCUAAGUGAGGAGAGGUCAUUGGCGUUGCAGCUCUGUGGGUGGAUAAAGAAGGGAAUGGAUCUAGAUGUGGAACCCUUUCUAAAUUCUUUGGAACAAGAAGGAGACUGGGAGAGAGCUGCUGCUGUGGCACUUUUCAACUUGGACAUACGGCGAGCAAUCCAGAUCCUAAAUAAAGGAGCUUCUUCUGGAAAAGGUGAUCUGAACCUCAAUGUAGUAGCAAUGGCUUUAUCAGGAUAUACAGAUGAGAAGAACUCCCUUUGGAGAGAAAUGUGCAGCACUCUGAGAUUACAACUAAACAACCCCUACUUGUGUGCCAUGUUUGCUUUUCUGACAAGUGAAUCUGGUUCGUAUGAUGGAGUUUUGUAUGAGAAUAAGGUAGCAGUACGAGACAGAGUGGCAUUUGCGUGUAAAUUCCUCAAUGAUGCACAGCUGAAUAGAUUCAUUGAAAAGCUGACAAAUGAACUGAAAGAUGCUGGGAACUUGGAAGGAAUUCUUCUGACAGGACUGACAAAAGAUGGAGUGGACUUAAUGGAAAGUUACGUUGAUAGAACUGGGGAUGUCCAGACAGCAAGCUAUUGUAUGCUCCAGGGCUCUCCAUCUGACGUACUUAAGGAUGAAAGGGUUCAAUAUUGGAUUGAGAAUUACAGGAAUUUGUUGGAUGCUUGGAGGUUCUGGCAUAAACGAGCAGAAUUUGACAUCCAUAGGAGUAAGCUGGAUCCCAGUUCAAAACCUUUAGCGCAGGUAUUUGUGAGUUGCAAUUUCUGUGGGAAAUCAAUCUCUUAUAGCUGUUCAGCCAUACCUCAUCAAGGCCGAGGUUUUAGUCAAUAUGGAGUAAGUGGCUCACCAACCAAGUCAAAGGUUACAAGUUGUCCUGGUUGUCGGAAACCCCUUCCUCGCUGUGCACUUUGCCUAAUAAAUAUGGGGACUCCAGUUUCCAGCUGCCCUGGAGUAUCAAAGUCAGAUGAAAAGGUGGAUCUUAGCAAGGACAAGAAAUUAGCCCAGUUCAACAACUGGUUUACGUGGUGCCACAACUGCAGGCAUGGUGGUCAUGCUGGACACAUGCUCAGCUGGUUCAGGGACCAUACUGAGUGUCCAGUUUCUGCGUGUUCAUGUAAAUGUAUGCAGUUGGAUACUACAGGGAAUCUCAUCCCAGCAGAGACUGUUCAGCCAUAAAACAACCAAGUUUAAAAAUGUGGGCCUAAUAAAUGUCCUUCACAGCCUAUACAUACCUCAGAACAAGUAACUCAUGAAUCGUCUAUAGUGGAAAAAUAAAUCAUUCUGUUGGAUCAGCAGUUUUGGCGUGUGAAUAGUUUAGAUGUGCUUCACAGAGCCAGGUGUUGCUGGAAUGAACCUUUUUAAAUGUGCCUUUUUAAAUGUGCCACUAUAGUCAGUUGUUGAAACAGAUCCUUUUAGAAAUACUUCCACAGGUUUUAUUGAAAUUCAGUAAGAUUUUUUUUCAGAGCAGGCUAUUCUCUUGUAGCUACUAUAUUAAUUCAUUAUGUAUGCUGUAUAUACUCUAUCAUAAGCCGCCCCUUCCCCCCACCCCCUCCCGCACCUCCUGAGGUCACUUCCAACCCUGAUAUUCUAUGAUUCAGAGUAACAGUGAACAAUCCAUGAAUUCGCCAUCUGAAAUGAGCCAGUAUUAUAUACUGUUUUAAUAUGAUUUCUGGGCUUUCAAAAUAGAUAAUUGAAGACUGUUAUUGAGCAAAUCCCUGAGUUAUGCUGUAGCUUUCUAUUUUCAUUCAUCGCUGCUCAUUAUAUACAAAAGAUACUCUUUCUUUGAAAUUCUUUCAGGAGUCCAGCUAUUAAAAUGUUACAUUUCUGCUAUAGAUUUUUCUUGAAAGAAAAGUUGCAUUCAUGUAAUUUUUUUCUGUAUUCACAUUUUGUUAAUACUAAGACUAUUUCAAUACAAGUUUACCUACAUAUCUUGCUGUUUGAAUGUAAAACUUUUGAUUCGGUUUUUUCCUAACAAAGUUCUUCAAACUGUUUCAUUUAAUAAAAAGAGGAAUAUCAACUUCAAAACGGAAUACAAAUAAAUCCUGAUUUUUAUGAAGGGUUCUUGAUGAUA